Coregonus clupeaformis (lake whitefish) is the source of this 2703-nucleotide messenger RNA. Its product is annotated as SAM pointed domain-containing Ets transcription factor-like. Gene Ontology annotation, biological process: regulation of transcription by RNA polymerase II; cell differentiation. The transcript has 5 exons. Gene Ontology annotation, molecular function: sequence-specific DNA binding; DNA-binding transcription factor activity, RNA polymerase II-specific. Gene Ontology annotation, cellular component: nucleus. The record is from RefSeq and is a predicted model, not a curated record. NCBI's taxonomy places the organism in Eukaryota, Metazoa, Chordata, Actinopteri, Salmoniformes, Salmonidae. The coding region runs from base 497 to 1480 and encodes 327 amino acids.
CUUGCUUGGGCACACACCCUCCUCUGGCAUGAAUCUGUCAGUAUUGUGAGAACUUUAUUACAGAUAAGGCUGGCUGGCAAUGACCAAUAACCUCGCCUCACACUCAACCAAUCAAGCCAGCUGAGGACUCUCUCACAACUGUCAGAGCAUCAGACAGAGCUACGACCACCUGAAAGUGUUUGAGACACGGCUCCAGGCAUCCUGCCUAAUGACCCUCUCCUUGACAUAUCGCUGCCGCAUGACCUGAGCGCCACCAUCAUCUGUUACAACCUGACGACUGCAACAGCCAACCAGAGAGAACCACUGAGGCAAAGCCUACAUAUUAGACUUGAGCUUCUGACUACCUGCUAUCUGUAUUGUGACUCACUGUGGAAAUCUUCAGCACCUGGACAAGAAGACAGUCCUUUGACAGACACGAAAACAGAUAUCCAGAGUGACAGUCUACCAGCUCAGACAACAUCAGCAGCCUGCACCUCUGACCAGCACUGUUGAAGCUAUGGGGAGUCCAGGCUGUGACUGUGUGGGAAGCACAGUGCACCUACCCCUGAUGAGUUUCAGUGACUACCCCCACAGUGAGUCUGCCCUACAGGCCUGGGAGGAGGAGGAGGACACCAAGCCGCCCCGGGGAUUGAUAAGUGUGCCUAAACACACCGUUCCUGAACGCAGCCUGCAAGGGGUCUUCCUGCCCUGCUUCGACAUGCUCCUCACUGAAAACAGCUCGUGGCUGUUGAAGAAGUCUGAAGCAGCGCCCCCUGUGCCCCCCUGUAAGGCCCUGGAGCAGUGCCCUGUCAUCAACAGCCAGGGCCUGGGGGUCCCCUCUGGGCUGGAGGGACAGGUGGAGGAACGCUGUCUGGAGCAGGUUCAGAGCAUGGUGUUGGGAGAGGUACUGAAGGACAUACAGACUGCCUGCAAGCUGCUCAACAUUACCCCAGACCCCAUGGAGUGGAACUGUGGGAACGUCCAGAAGUGGCUGCUGUGGACGGAGCACCUGUACAGGCUACCCCAGGUGGGCAAGGUGUUCCAGGAGCUCAGUGGAAAGGACCUGUGCUCCAUGACAGAGGAGGACUUCAGGCAGCGCUCGAUGCAGUGUGGAGACCUGCUGUACGCUCAUCUGGACAUCUGGAGAUCAGCUGCAUGCAUGAAGGAGCCCUGCACACCAGGAGAUAACAGGUUACAUGGUGCUGAGGAGGCUGACUCCUCCUGCUCAGGCCAGCCCAUCCACCUGUGGCAGUUUCUAAGAGAGCUGCUCCUCAAGCCGCACAACUAUGGACACUGCAUCCGCUGGCUCAACAAGGAGAAAGGAAUCUUCAAAAUAGAAGACUCGGCUUAUGUGUCCAGAUUAUGGGGCAUCAGGAAGAACCGUCCAGCUAUGAACUAUGACAAGUUGAGUCGCUCUAUCCGACAGUACUACAAGAAGGGCAUCAUCCGCAAGCCUGAUGUGUCCCAGAGACUGGUCUACCAGUUUGUCCACCCUGUAUGAAGCUGUGGGGCAGCCAGCCAGAAGAGAUUAGUGUUGAUGAUGACUGGAGACAACUAUCUAGCCAAACAGGUUUUGGCAAAGGGGGGGGGGGGGUUCUCAGAAAAUAGUAAUGUGCUCUGUUAAGCUCUCUAUGCAUACAGUUGUUCAAGUUUUGACAUAACGGUUGUUUUAGCUCCAGCAACGCACUGUAAAGACUGCCUCCUGCAUUGUGCACUCCUUCCUAAUUCCAAUAUUAUUAUGUAAACUGAUUGGAUAUUGGGUUUUAUUGUCAUUUUUUAUUGCCACAUUGCAUUAGAUAUGCAAUGUUUUACAUUUCCAAUAUUUCCAAUACUAAUUGUCCAAUAUUUCAUUUUCACAAAGGUCAAUGCCAUAUGGAUGUAUUAUUUUUCUCUGAUUGUGAAUUCACAUUACUGUAACCACCAGUGUAAGCUACAGUUGACUUUUUUAAAGGUGGUUGCUCUUUCAUUUACAUUACACAAUGUCCCUCGGAUAUAAAAGCAUCCGUACAAUCCAUGGCAUUUUUUUUUACAUGCAGGGUGAAUAUUGGAGUGUAUGUGUGCAAUGUGUUCACUCCUGAUCUGUAGUGGUAUUCCCAUGUUUGGGCUCUUCAUGAGUCACAAGUAACCACAGCUGUUAACCACAUAGGGCCACUUAUGAUCUGAUGUUUACGUUUGUAAUUUCAUUUAAGUAUAGAUACAUUAUUUGACUCCGGUGCCCGUUCACUGGCGGAAUAAUAAAGUCUAAUAGGAAUUUGUGAAUACAGUAAACUACUGUAAUAUAGGCAUUUCAAUACCAUUGCCACAUUUCAAGUGCUAGGAUCCAUAUGUAGAGACAAACAUCAGUGAUAGAAGCCCUGUUUAGACCUGGUUCUAACAUGCAGCCUUUGUCCUGAUCUUGUCCACAUUCUGAUUGUGCCCACAUUUUUAGACAGGUGUAGACGAUUAAAAGACGCAUUGCGAUCAGAUCUUAUAAGUGUAAACAGACAAGAUCAAGUCAAGAUCAGGACGAAGGACGCAUGUUAACGGCAAGUAUAAACAGGGCUAGAGAUUAGUGACUGGAUACAGACUGUACACAUGUUAGAAGAUAAUAUUGAAUAUUUAUAAUGAGUGUGAGCAAGAUGUCUUUUGUCAAUAUUUGGGUAUAAUACCCUAAAGCAUACUAUAUAUCCUUCUAUGUGUUUACAUACUGAAUGUGUCUAAAAUAAAAUGACAGAAUAAUGUGUA